Messenger RNA from Xyrauchen texanus (razorback sucker), 1547 nucleotides. RefSeq names its product pro-adrenomedullin-like. Gene Ontology annotation, cellular component: extracellular region. The transcript has 4 exons. Bases 128 to 637 code for a protein of 169 amino acids. Gene Ontology annotation, molecular function: adrenomedullin receptor binding; hormone activity. Lineage: Eukaryota; Metazoa; Chordata; Actinopteri; Cypriniformes; Catostomidae. Gene Ontology annotation, biological process: adrenomedullin receptor signaling pathway; adenylate cyclase-activating G protein-coupled receptor signaling pathway; positive regulation of heart rate. The record is from RefSeq and is a predicted model, not a curated record.
UUACGAGUAUCACAGCUGCAUUUCAGCAAUAACAGAAAGUGAAAGAGCCUCUGGAUUACUUUCAACACAGAUUACACAGAACACACCAAGCCAAGUGAACUGUACUUCUUCACAGACUUCAGCUACGAUGCAACUGAUUCUACAGUCCGUCUUCUGCUGCUGCCUGCUGGUUACCGUUGCACCCAGUGUGGACAGUGCGAAACAUGACCUGAGACAAGUUUUGAAAAGAAGUAUCUGGCUGCAGAGAUCAAAAAGGGAUUUGAGUUUUGAGAACAGCCAAUUUGUCAGACCAGAUGAUGUGAGAGACAACUUGAUGCCACAUUCAAGCACUGACAUCAGUAUGAGGACAAAACGCUCCAAAAACUCCAUCAACCAAUCCAGGAGACCGGGCUGCUCGCUUGGCACCUGCUCAGUGCAUGUCCUGGCACACCGCCUCCAUGACCUCAACAACAAACUCAAGAUUGGGAAUGCACCCGUUGACAAGAUCAGUCCUCUGGGUUACGGCCGGCGGCGAAGAUCCGUUCCAGAUAAAGUAAUGACCCUGCGACAGGAGGGCAACAGGCUGCGGCCAGCAUGGAACAGCUCGGACUCUCAGUCACGGCUACAAAAGUUGGAAGCACUACUCAGACGGACGUGAGCUGGACAGGGCGGGAGUGCUACAAGAACACGGUGACAGAGGCUCGCCGGCCAAGUAUGAAAUUCUACAAAUGCCUCAGACUCCUGCCAAGUGUUCUUCAGCACAUUCUUUUCUGAGCACAGGGGCAGGGAGGGCGAUCUUGUCUCCUGAAGACUGUCCUCAAGGAGAAAUCGUCUAAGCAAUUGCAGAAACAAGAAUGGGGAAAGGCAGAUGGAGAAUCAUACAUGAAACAAUGUGCCUUGGAUAUGAGCAAGUAUCAUUGCACUGAACCUGGAAACAGUGGACUUGCCUAAAGGAAAAGCAGAACUUCAUCUCCCAGGAGAAGUGGACUGCCCUGUUGGUGAACCAGUCAGUGGAAUUAUGGUGUCCAGUGACUGUUAUUUACUCUCCAGUCUUUGGGCUUCUGAAGAGACAUGAUUCUAGACAGGAAUAAGUUGAAAAAUGAAGCAUUUCUAUUUGGAAUCACAUUUUCGGACACUGUAAGCAGGAUGAAUGCCUUAGAUUAUGUGAAUUGUCUAUGCCAGUCCAUAAGGAUUGCAUUUUAACUUACUUGAACAUUGUUAUUAUUAUUUGUACAGAGAUAUGUGCAAUCUAUGUCCGUUUUUAUUGCAAGUAUAUGUAUAUUUGAAUAGAUAUAUAUCAUUAUAUUAUUUAAUUGUUUUAUAUUACUUUAUACUACUUACAGAGAUAAAACUAUUUUUGUACAGGAAAUACAUAAGGGCAUUGAUGGGAGUGUUAUAUCUAUUAUUCGUGUCAAGGAUGUUUCAAACUGUGGUAAUAGGAUAACUUCUUUUAUGCAAUUAUAUAUUUGUAAAUGGGAUCUAUUUUUAUUUGUGUGUAUGAGUGUGUGUGUGUGUGUAUGUGUGUGUAUGUGAAAUGAAGCAACAUUGUCAUUCAAUAAACUUUUGCA